Messenger RNA from Humulus lupulus (European hop), 1288 nucleotides. RefSeq names its product dehydrin COR47-like. Lineage: Eukaryota; Viridiplantae; Streptophyta; Magnoliopsida; Rosales; Cannabaceae. The coding region runs from base 111 to 965 and encodes 284 amino acids. Gene Ontology annotation, cellular component: membrane. Gene Ontology annotation, biological process: response to water. The record is from RefSeq and is a predicted model, not a curated record. The transcript is spliced from 2 exons.
AUCGUUAAACAAUCCAAAACUACAUUCAAAGCUUUCAACUUUUCAGUUCUCACUCUCAUCUCAUCACCCACUCUUAUCAUCAAUCACCCAAGUUUUAUCUAUUCUUAACCAUGGCCGAAGAGAACAAGAGCCACGAUUACGAGGGUUCAUCGGUGGAGACCAAAGAUCGGGGACUCUUUGAUUUUUUGAAGAAAGAUGAUCAUCACGAGGAGAAGAAGCCUGAUCAUCAUCAUCAUCACGAUGAAGCUCUAAGCUCAGAGUUUAGUGAGAAGGUUAAAGUGUCUGAACACGAACCGGUUAAGUAUUCUGAGCACGAACCAGUUAAGUCUUCGCAUGAACCAGUUAACUAUUUCAACGCCGAGGAAACUGUUAAUGAAGAAGAGAAGAUGAAGCCAAAUCCAGAAAAGCUCCACCGUUCUCACAGUAGCUCUAGCUCUUCUAGCGAUGAGGAAGAAUGUGAAGGAGAAGAGAAGAAGAAAAAGAAAAAGGAAAAGAAGGGACUUAAGGAGACACUCAAGGAAAAAUUCUCAGGAGAAGAUAAGAAAGAGGAAGAGCAGCACCAUCAUGUGGACACAUCUGUGCCGAUUGAGCACGAAGGUCAAGUUCAUCACACAACGCACGAAGCUCAUGGCUACACAACAACAGAGACUGUGGUGAGCCCUGGAAACCCAGAAGAAAAGAAGGGUUUUCUUGAGAAGAUCAAGGACAAGCUGCCUGGUCAGCACAAGAAGGAAGAUGUUGUGGCGACUUCACCGGCACCACCUCCGGGUGUGGUUCACCAUGAUCAGCCAUACUCAUCGCAUGAGACCACCACUACUGCUACUCAUCAUGAAGGUGAGGCUAAGGAGAAGAAGGGUAUUUUGGAGAAGAUCAAGGAAAAGCUUCCUGGGUACCAUCCCAAGACUGAGACUGAAGAAAAGGAAAAGGAGAAAGAGAAAGAGAAGGAAAGUGGUUCACAUUAUUAAAGAAAAAGCUUGCCUAGCCUGGCCAAUAUUUCGUUUGAUUAUGGUGUGGUUUGUUUGUUAAUUGAUUAAAAAUCCUAUCUUCAUGAUGGGUAUAUUUUGCUUUUUUUUUCUUUUUCAUUUUCAUUUCUGUUUCAAGAAAAAAAAAAGGGGUAUUAUAAGUGGUUUAUUGUGUACUUAUAUAUGUGUAUGCAUGUUUAAAUUCAUGGUGUAUUGAAAAUGUUCGACUGGGGUUAUCGUUUCAAUAUUUUUUUUUCUUUUUGGUUACCUCUUUUGUGAGCUGAUUUUACAGCAAUGUUAAUAAUAAAUUUGGACCUUCUUUUGUA